CAGCCUUAUCGGGUGGGAGGGCGCCGCCGCCGCUUCUGGCCGCCUCGCUUGCACUCCGGCGCGUGAGCCAGCGGGCUCGUCUUGCAUAAAAGGCGCUCCGUGCUCCGCGGGCACACGGCUGCUGGGAACAGCUGACCUUUCUUUCUGGCCCUGAGAGGACCCCGACCGGGGCAGGGGCAUUUAUAAGACUUCUCGAGCGGACCUGCCAGCGCCUUUUGGUCUGACCACAGCUUGGUCUGUGCGCCUUUUCUGAGUUGGGUUGGAUAGCGGCUCCCGCCACCCGAACCGACCGGCAUGGAGAAGCCAGCUGAGAGCCUGAAUGGCUAUCUGGAGCCGACGGUGCUAACCGGCUUCGAGGCCGGAGAGGAGGGCGUAAAGCGGCCUCGGCUGAAGCUCUUCCAGCUGCGGGGCUUCGGGCGGUUCCUGAGGAAAAACUGCAUCGUGAUCUUGACGGUAACCGGCGUGCUGGUUGGGGUGGCCAUGGGCGCCCUGAUGAGGCAAAUGCCGCUCACCCGGGCUCAAAUCACCUACCUGGCCUUUCCGGGAGAGAUGCUGCUCCGUAUGCUGAAGAUGAUCAUCCUGCCCUUGGUGAUAUGCAGCCUGGUCUCCGGAGCAGCCAGCCUGGACACUCGGUCACUGGGCAAGCUGGGCGGCAUCGCCGUCGCCUACUUCUUGGUCACCACUUUGAUCGCCUCGGCGCUCGCCGUUGCCUUGGCCUUCAUCAUCAAACCCGGCGUCGGCGCCGGGGAGCUCAAUAGCAAAGACUUGGGCUUGGAUGGGGCCAUGCCCACCAAUAAGGAAACCGUGGACUCUUUUCUGGACCUAGCAAGAAAUUUGUUUCCAUCAAAUCUCAUUGUUGCAGCCUUUCGAUCGUAUGCCACUGAUUAUAAAGCCAUAGUUAGAAAUGCAACCACUGGAAAUGUUACCAUUGAAAAGUACAUCACAGAUUAUAAAGCAGUAAUAAAUGCCUCCCUUGGGAAUGCCACUAUUGAAAAAUUCCCUGUUGGCACUGAGAUUGAAGGAAUGAAUAUUCUGGGGCUUGUCCUCUUUGCUCUGGUUUUGGGAGUAGCUUUGAAAAAACUUGGACCUGAAGGAGAAGAACUCAUUCGUUUCUUUAAUUCUUUCAAUGAGGCAACCAUGGUCUUAGUAUCUUGGAUUAUGUGGUACGUCCCACUCGGCAUUACAUUUCUAGUUGGGAGCAAGAUUGUGGAAAUGGAUAAUAUUAUCCUGCUGGUGACAAGCCUUGGAAAAUACAUCUUUGCAUCAAUUCUUGGCCAUAUUAUUCAUGGAGGGAUUAUUUUACCACUUAUUUAUUUUGCAGUUACACGCAAAAACCCUUUUACUUUUCUGUUAGGACUUAUAACUCCGUUUACCACAGCAUUUGCUACUUGUUCCAGCUCUGCAACUCUUCCAUCCAUGAUCAAAUGCAUUGAAGAUAACAACAAAGUAGACAAAAGAAUUAGCAGAUUUAUUCUGCCCAUUGGGGCUACUGUGAAUAUGGAUGGAGCUGCUAUUUUCCAAUGCAUAGCUGCUGUCUUUAUUGCUCAACUGAACAACGUUGACCUCAACAUUGGACAGAUCUUUACCAUUCUGGUUACUGCCACUGCCUCCAGUGUGGGAGCUGCUGGGAUUCCAGCUGGAGGAGUUCUAACCAUAGCUAUUAUCUUGGAGGCUAUUGGACUUCCCACGAAUGAUAUCUCCCUCAUAUUGGCUGUGGACUGGAUUGUGGACCGGACCACAACAGUUGUGAAUGUAGAAGGUGAUGCCUUUGGAGCAGGUAUCCUUGAUUAUCUGAAUCCAAAGGAAACGAAGGAGAAGUUUACAGAACUCAGUGAUGUGCACGUGGAAGCCAUUCCAAACAGCAAGGAUGAUGGGGAAACAUCACCUCUGUGCCUGAACUGAAGAUUGGUUUGAGAUCAGCUUAUUGACAAUAGCAGCCAGAAAAAGAAACAGAGAGAGAGAGAGAGAAAGAAAGCAGGUGUUUCUCGCCAACUUCCUCAGCUCAGAUCUUGGAUCAGUACCAGCAUAAUUACAGAAAAUGAGCCAAUAUUCUGCUCCUGCUUUGUUUUAUAAAAUAAUAUUGCUUUUUUCCUUUAUCAAUUCCUUUACUAAUUAUACAAGUAAAGAGGUUUGUCUUUUUUUUCUUUUUGAUUUGAGGAAAGUCAAGAUGGCAAAGGGCAGGCAACUGAGUAGAACAGGUAUUUUCAUUACUGAUUAUUUUUCUUUAGCUGUUGGACAAUCCCUGGACCAAAUCCAAGGUUAUCAUAUCCUUUCUGUCCCAGUCCUGUGCACAUUGUGAAAUAUGUCCUUUUGUACUCUGCCAACUAGUAAACAUAACUGGGUUUUUUGCAUAUGGAUGAUACAAGCUAUCUUCAGAUGCCAUAUGCAGCCUUGAAACUCAGUAAUGCCCAUUAAGAAUAUAGGAAACCGUCAUAGUCCAGGUCAGAUUCUGUAUUGUCUACUAUACAGUAUUAUUACUACUUUGUCAGCUAAUCUCCAGGAGUGUUUUUUAAACUUACAAGCACCUUUUAAAUUAGAGACAUCAGAAAUGUACCCCUAGGGCUUCGUGCGUGCAAAAAAUAUGCUAUACUAUUGAGUUUUGAUCCCUCCCCUAUUGAUUUCAGGGGAAUAAAGAUUACUUCAAAGGAUGCCAGCAGUCUUGGGUAUUUAACUGUUCCUUCCUUCAUAAAUGUAUCGUAUCACUUGCACUAUUCACAGCAUUCCAGUUCUUCAGCAGGGUGUCCACUGCAGUGUGUGAUAUUUCACUUUUCUCCUUCAUUUUUUUCAUUUUUCUCAUUCCGGUCAGAUGAGUUUAAAUCACAGGAGUGAAACAGUUUCAUAUCUAGCUUCAUUAGUUUCAUAUCUAGAUUCAUCAUUAAAUACUGAUGCAUCUAUCAAGGGACUGGUCAAUUAGUUUAUGGAUGGCCACACCAAGUGAAAGAAUGCUCUCUCCAUUCAGUAGAUACUGAGCUGAUAAUUAAAAAAAAAAGCGGCAAUCUAUCAUCGGGCAAAUAACAAAUCCUGCCCUGUAAUAGAAAGACAUCCUGUUGGAUGCAUGGACCUGGAAAAUGCUGCAGAAAGAAACUUGCACUGGAGAGCAGGUUUUUAAAAUAGUUUCCCCCUAUUAACAUUCAAAAUCAGUAAAUCUCCACCUAAAUAAUAGAAUUUUAAAAGAUGCACAGCAGUGCUUAGUAAGCUGGGAUCAUAUUAUAAUUUGAAUUUCUGAAGUUUAGAUACAAAAGGAAACACUACUUAAUUCAUGUAGAUCAGAAUUGAAAGAGCUGUUUUAGAUAUGUGUAAGCAUUUGGACAUUUUUUACUUUUCUCUGUUUCUUAUCCCUCUUGGUAUUCUGAACAGGACAUGCACAUACCAUAUCAUGUACGGGCACAAAAUUGUUUGAAACUACUUUUUCCUUUAAAAGCAUUAAGCCACGAAAGUAACAAUGGAAACUUGUUUUAGAAAUAUAAAACCUCCUUGGAGUCCAUUGGAACAAGUUAGCCUCUUAUUUGGAUUUUGGCUAUAAUUUGCAUAUCGUUUUGAGCACUCUGUAAAAGCAAUCUAUACGUGGUGUGCCAGCUAAAAAAUUACUGCUGCUUUAAUUUUAAUAUGAAGUUGUAAGUAUGAACCCCAGUGGAAGCAUUCUGUUAUUUUACUAAUCUUUUGAUCUGCUCAACUCAGAAAAUCCUUGCAGAUGAAAAGAAAAGUAAAUAAAAAAUGGGCAAGCUACAGUUAUACAUGAGUAUGUGUUUCCCAGUGUUUGUUUAGAAAGAUUUAAUCCUUAGAUAGGUUUCCAUAGAUUGCAAAAUGGAUUAUUUCAUUGCCCACACUUUUUCUAUUUUGAUGCACAAAAACUAUUAUUGUAACAAAAACUUUUAAUAUGUUAUGAAACACCUAAAUUGGGACAAAUUCUAAAUAAGUAAAUACUUUAGUACAGGUUUAUAUUUUAAACAUGUUUUUUGCAUAUGAAAACUUCUGUAGUUUUAAAAAACAUGGGAAAUGAGGAAGGGAAUCAUAAAUAAAGCAGAGGAUUGAUUUCUAUCUAGCUUAGAAGAAAAAAAAUCUGUUUUGCAGCAUUUUAGGAGCUCUGAAAUUAGGCUGCUGAAAAUUUCAGGAGAAUCAUGCUGACUAUGAGCAGGACUGAGAUGGAAGUUUGUAGAUUUAUAUUCUGUGUGCUGAUAUGUGUUUCAAGUUAUUAUGAACAGGUGAAACAAAGCUGGGAAACAAUUAUAUAUUUUUGAAAUGGGAGAUCAGGGUUUUUUGGUUUUUUUUAUUCUGCCAAUUCUAGGCACAGAUUUGUGCACCAGAAACUAUAAUGGUAAUGUUCAGGCCUUAAUUUGAAAGUUUGCAUCCUCCUCCCAAAUUUCAUGUUAACACUAUAAUUAAAUGUAGGCUCAAUAUCAGCUUGCUUUUUUCAUCUUCCUGUUCCAUUUUCUUAGAUUGUCCAAAAAGAUAUUGCCCUAAUAUGGACUUUGUGUUCAAACUGAUGUCUCUUCCAUAACCGAUUUAGGGCACUUGCACACCACCUGCCUUUUUAUCCCUCAAACACUCUCUUCAUCCUUAGAAGCAAUUUGUGAAUGCCCUACAGUCAUCCUCAUGCAGCCAAUCCAAGAACUUAAGCUGAGCCACUGUGUUCUCCCUUCCUGACUAUUGAGCAUGUGCAACCCCCCCAAAACAAAAAAAUGUAAAAAACCAGCUACUACUCCAGUACCAGGUUCUCACUCCCCAUCUUUGCCUUCUCCUGAAUUUGCUUGGGAACAAGGAGAGAGGAGAACUCUGGGUGGUGGGCCUAAGCUACUUACCCCUGGGUUCCAUGCAAAAUAAGGUUGGUGAUUUGCAACUUUGGGCAGCUCAGAUAACAUUGGCUGAGUUGUGCAGGAAAGAUGUCACUGUGACAACCAAGAGGACAGCAUUGCUGUGGGAGUGGUGCCAAAACUAGGUGCAGAAGUGCUCUUAUUACUCAAUCUAAUGCUAGGGGAGAUUACCUCAGAUGAGGAAUCAUCAAAUAGGAUUUUUUUUGUACAAUACUGAGAUGCUGUUUUCUAUUUUUCUCACUUGUUCUGAGUGUCAGGUUCUCUGAGAUCCAAAUAAAGUUCUUAUGACCAGAUGGAAUGGCUAUCGCAUCAAAUUGGCUAUAACGUACCUCUAGCUUGCCUUAAUAUUCAACACUCCCCCAUUAAUGAAAUCCUUUGAAAAUGAAAUCAUUUAAAGCAACUAAGCUGCCUGAGGAGAAAUAUGGUUCUGCAUUUACACUUAAAAUGAACUCUUCUGGCUACCUUUCAUUAAUGCUUAUCUUUAAACUGUGUCUUUUAUUAUAUUCUUUGAUUCAAAUGGUAGGGAUAUAUUACACUACCCUACAGUUCCACUUGGGUCUUUCUGUGCUGAAGUUUCUAAUCAAAGUCAAGUAGAAUGUGGAUGUGUACAUUUUGCUGUAAUGAAAAUGAAUGGCUAGAUAAUAUAAAGGUGGAGAUUGUGAACAAUCUGGAAUCUAUAUAGGAUAAGAAAAUCUACAGUCUAUGAUUUUAGACAUGAGCGAUGACACCAUCUGCCUUAUUGUGUUGUACCUAAAGUGCUGCUUUACCUGGGUUGUACUCACAGCGCUGAUCAUCUCUUGUAUUUCUUUUCAAGAUCCUGCUUGGUUUAGCCUUUUUCCUGAGAAAAAGGGCCAAGCUACAGAUGCCAUUAUUUAAUUAAUAAUGGUGGGAUUAGACUUCUUUUAUCUCCCCCCCCCCUUUCA
This is a messenger RNA of Python bivittatus (Burmese python), 5734 nucleotides long. It is a transcript of the gene SLC1A4, whose product is annotated as solute carrier family 1 member 4. Gene Ontology annotation, cellular component: plasma membrane. The record is from RefSeq and is a predicted model, not a curated record. Gene Ontology annotation, biological process: L-serine transport; L-glutamate transmembrane transport. Gene Ontology annotation, molecular function: symporter activity; L-aspartate transmembrane transporter activity; L-serine transmembrane transporter activity. Lineage: Eukaryota; Metazoa; Chordata; Lepidosauria; Squamata; Pythonidae.